GCCUGUUCGGUGGGCUGCCUCUCUACCUUCGCACUUUUGCAUCUCUCACAUUGCCAGAAACACCCAGCACAGCCAACGCAGCGGGUGCAAAAGGCUCAACAUCCAACACGGCGGAGAAUACAUCAUGUCGGCACCGCCCCUGCCGGAGUUCUGGACCGAGGAAAAGGAUGCAAAGGGGCGCACGUAUUUCUCUAACCAUCGGACGCAGGAGACGACAUGGGAGAGGCCGGUGGCAAGCGUCCCUCAGAGAGGACCGGACCUUCCUCCUCCCUACGGUGGCAACGCAGCCCAUUGCGCAGCGGUCGCUGCCCCCCAAGCGGCACGGUCAGGCCCCUGCUGUACGCCAAGGCUGACGUUCUGGAUUUCCUGCGCGUUGGGCUGGGUCAUCUGGGUCUUCGCUGUUGCGGCCUCUGCGGACGACAAGUGGGCCAAAAUUGACGGCUUUGACAUUGGUGCAGGGGAUGAGGACAUCCUGGACGAUUGCGAUUCAAGCGAUGACGUGUGCUCCCUAUACAAGGCGUUCACGGCGAUGCAGUUCAUCGCCGCCGUGGUGGUGUCGGUGUCGAUGGUCCUCUUCACCCUCGCCCUGUUCCGCCCGGCGGCUGGGCUCAAGUGCUGCAGCGUCAAGUCCCUGGCGAUCGCCGCCGGCAGCCUGAUGAUGGCCUUCGCCUUCUUCGAGAUGCUGGCCUUCGUUCUGAUUAUCGUCAUCGAGAAGGAACUCGACGGCGAGUUUAAUACCGGCUUCGGCUUCGGCGAGGCCGACCUCGGAGCGACCUUCGGUUUGGCGGUCGUAGCGGUUGUGUUGGGAGUGGUGCAGGCCGUUUCGGUCUUGACCUUCGCCCGCAGCUCUGGAGACGGGCCCUUCUUCAAGUGUUUAAACGAGUGCAUGGCGAUGAACAACGCCCCCAACGCCGCUGCCAUUCCGACCCAGCAACAGCAGCAGCAGCAGCAGCAGCAGCAGCCGCCCCUGCGCACGGCAGUCUUCGCGUCGGCCGCAUCUACGCAAGCCCCGGCGCCAGCGCUGACGGGGCCUGCAAUACCCGCCGUGGCGGCGCCGGUGCCCGCGGAGCCGGCAAGCACGGCGGUCUGACCCCUCCACCAAGUACACGGGGACGUUUGAUGGCGGCGGCGGCGGCGGCGGCGGCUGUGAAAGCGAGUACAUGUUUGGCGUAUGCCGCAUACAUAAAUUUUGAAGCUCACCCCGCUGCGGCACGUUAUACAGGGUUCGGGGUCGGACCGAGGACCGGUCCGAGAAGUACCUAGCAACGACCCGCGGGGGUGGGGUGUACUCAUAGUCGUGCAAGCCUAGUAGUCGUUUGACCAGUGACCUCUCAUCCCUACAACGCCGGGACGGAGCACGCCGCGUUCUCACCGGACCAGGCUCUCACUUGGCCAAGCGCGAGGCGCCGUGAGGUAUUCGGCGAGUCUUGAGGGUGUUCGGCAUAUUGUGCUUACUUCCUUGCAUAUGGAUGGCAGCUGGGAAUGACCUUAGUUUUUUUUCUGGGCAACGACCCGGGGGGGGUGACGUUGUCCUGGGAUCGUGUGGUGUCUUCUCACAUGGACGACGGCAUGGCUGGUGGCGCGCUGAAGGGUUUGCGCUGUGCUUGUGCCCGUGCGUUUCCCCCACGCCCGGUCUGUUCUAUACUCCCCUUGUUUGUGUUGAUGAUGACUGAUUGUGGUCAUGCAGUUAGAUUUUGAUAGACCACGACCGAGAGGUGGAUUUAACUUCUCUCACUUGAUGCGUUACCCUCGUGCCACUACCUAUCGCACGCUGUUGUAUGUGCGCUCAAUGCUUCGAAAUGCCCGUUUCACCCGGUAUUUGUGGUAGUACUACGCCAUCAUCUUUCGUCGUCGGUUAUGUUUCCAUGGCGAAUGAGUUCAGGGUUUGUGUAGAGGUGUGUGGAACCAUCGAUGUUUGUUGAGCAAUGUAGGCUGCGUUUGUUGAUCAAUGUGGUAUGCGUACAAUGUAUAUGCAUUGCAAGGCAAUGGCAUGGUGUAGUGUUUUUUACCGAGUUUGUGCUAUGAGAUGGGGACAGCGUUCGGUGUUAACCAUGCUGCCCCCGAGAAGACUGUUCGGGAAUAGGCGGCUUCUCCCAAGCGCUAUGGCGCUUGUCUGUUUGUGGCUGCUAUUGAUUGGAUGGCCUCUGAGUUUGGGUGUUCGUCUACGAGGCAUUUUCGCGCUCUGUAGAAUCUGAUUUAUGUUGUCGGCGUCUCAGCGACAUGAGCGCCUGGGUUGGAUCCGGCCGUCGAGUUCACGUUGUUUUGAGCGUCCUCGCCUGCCGUCGGCUCAAUCAACUAACGUGGACUGCUGCUGCUGGAACUAGACAACCAAAUCGUGAAUUUACCGCUCGCUGGAAGUACGCGGAACAAUAUUGAUCGUAAACCCCCCCUCUCACUAGUCUACAUAUAAGAUGUUCCAAUAUUGAAUCGAC
Messenger RNA from Ectocarpus sp. CCAP 1310/34, 2432 nucleotides. Lineage: Eukaryota; Phaeophyceae; Ectocarpales; Ectocarpaceae. The record is from the annotation of a GenBank genome assembly.